Salvelinus fontinalis (brook trout) is the source of this 1433-nucleotide messenger RNA. Its product is annotated as retinitis pigmentosa 1-like 1 protein. The transcript has 6 exons. The coding region runs from base 211 to 1377 and encodes 388 amino acids. Lineage: Eukaryota; Metazoa; Chordata; Actinopteri; Salmoniformes; Salmonidae. The record is from RefSeq and is a predicted model, not a curated record.
ACUGGCAGGAUUUCCAUGCGUGAAUUUACAACCGCACAGAGCGUUGCAUCAGCACGAGAUUGGAAGUGCGUCAAAUCUGUACAGCAUUGUUACGUCAUCACUGAUAAACGUUGAAACUGAUGAGAAACCGCGGGAGCAGUUCAGUCUGAUUCUCGCUAGUGCUGGAGGAGCGUUCAUUUUGGCAAGGAAAUGUACUGAUUUUGCAAGGACAUGGAGAAUAAAGAGUUCAAGGAGUCAGAGGUCAGUGGGAAUGACCUCACCCUCAUAGACCUGGAUGACCCCAUCAAUGACGGUGAUGUUAUGAAGGAAGACAGAUCUGAUAAAGAUCACAGAGAGGUUGAGAGACAGACCACGUUGGAAGAGGCUGUUCUAGAGACAGAUAUCCAAACUCUGUCACUAGAGGCUGAAGGAGAGAUUGAGAUGCAGGAGGCUGAUCUGAAGACAGAUGGCACGUCUCAGUCACAGGAGGUUGAAGGAGAGAGUGAGUUGGACGAUGCUGUUGCCAUCCCACCUCAGUCACAGGAGGUUGAAGGAGAGAGUGAGUUGGACGAUGCUGUUGCCAUCCCACCUCAGUCACAGGAGGUUGAAGGAGAGAUUGAGUUGGACGAUGCUGUUGCCAUCCCACCUCAGUCACAGGAGGUUGAAGGAGAGAGUGAGUUGGACGAUGCUGUUGCCAUCCCACCUCAGUCACAGGAGGUUGAAGGAGAGAGUGAGUUGGACGAUGCUGUUGCCAUCCCACCUCAGUCACAGGAGGUUGAAGGAGAGAGUGAGUUGGACGAUGCUGUUGCCAUCCCACCUCAGUCACAGGAGGUUGAAGGAGAGAGUGAGUUGGACGAUGCUGUUGCCAUCCCACCUCAGUCACAGGAGGUUGAAGGAGAGAGUGAGUUGGACGAUGCUGUUGCCAUCCCAUCUCAGUCACAGGAGGUUGAAGGAGAGAGUGAGUUGGACGAUGCUGUUGCCAUCCCACCUCAGUCACAGGAGGUUGAAGGAGAGAGUGAGUUGGACGAUGCUGUUGCCAUCCCAUCUCAGUCACAGGAGGAGGCCAAAGGUGAGAGUGAGUUGAAUCAGGUUGAUCUGAAGACAGCCACAUCAACUCUGACACUGGAGGUCGAAGGAGAGAGUGCGAUGCAGGAGAGUGAUGAUCUACAAACAGCCGGGACAUCUCAAUCCCAAGAGACUGAACGAGUGGCAAAGGCUGCAGUGGUGACCUUCACUAGCGUGACCCGCAAGGCUGCAGCCUCCCAGACCAGCCUCACCCUCAGCAGGGGAAAGAGAAGCUACCCAGACCUACACACCUUUGUGCAGGACAUGAAGGAUGGCCAUUGGAAUCUGCUGAGUGAGAAUAUGCGUGCCGGGGUGAGUUAUAGUCACUUCUAAAGUAGUUCAUGUUGGUAAGUUGGACCAAACAUUCCAAACUCUUAUUGGUGGAAAUC